CCCUGCUGGUGCUGUUGAGACUGGCAGCAACAGCAGAGCUCAGCUUCAGCUUCAGCUUUAGCCUAGACUGGACCUCACUGGUUGUUUUUGUGUGGGAACGUCUGGAUCUGCAGUUUUUUGGUGGGACAGACGUACGAACGGAUGGACAUGCUGCCUAAAACCCGUCUGGGAAAGCGUUCUCCACUGGGGGCGCUGGUGAGCUCCACCUGCCCAGCAACAGGACCACGGAUAGACCAGGAGACCGGGGAGACCAGCAUGAGCAGAGUCAAAGGUCACCCUGGACUCAAGGUCUACUUUCAGUGUGGACAGGAUGAUCCUGCUGGUUCCUCGGACCACGUUGACCUCAUGCACAGUGACGUCUCUAUCUGGCCUUCGUCUCCUCCCUCCUCAUCCUCGUCCUCAGCGUCUCCGUCCUGCAGCAGAUCUGUCUCCUCCUCCAUCGACGUCCCCAGAAGUCAGAGGAGUCCAGAUGAGGUGGACAUGGACGAGUUGAUGGCAGCGAUGGUCCUCAGCAGUUUGUCGUGCAGCCCCUUGCUGCAUAGCCCCGCCCUCCCGGACACCACAGCUCCUCCCAUGGACUGCGGUGGAGGCGAACUGUCUGACAGCAGCAGCGGCUACUGGAGCGUUGGCCACAGCAACAGAAGCCCUGCCCCUUCUCCACCGAUGACGGAGUCCGACGCCGGCCCGACCACGCCCCCUGACGAGGGGCUGGACAUGGAGAUGGAGCAGAUGCUGUUUGAGGAACCGGCGCCACGGAAACGCAGGAACUCAGUAAAGGCGGCGUUCAAAUGUCUGUGGCCCAGCUGUGGGAAGGUCCUGACGUCAGUGGUGGGAAUGAAACGCCACAUUCGUACCACGCACCUGAGUCGUGGUGCUGAACAUGAGCGAUGCUCCCGCAGUGAGGAGGAUUUUUACUACACUGAGAUCAACCAAUGGGAUCAGCAGCAGCAGUCCCCGCCCCUUCCUGUCCACAGUGGCCCCGCCCCCUCCUCCCCUAGCCACACCUCCUCCCCGCCCAGCCCCCCCCCUCCCUCACCUCCAUCCCCACCUCCUCCAGGCUGCAGUGUCCUCAGUCGCUCCGCCCCCUCCUCUUCCUCCGGCAGCUUCUGGCAGGUCCAAUCAGAGCACUCCUACCAGGCCCCGCCCCCAAGUCACAUGAUCAUUGCUGCAGUUCCAAGCCCCACCUGUCGUUGGACGGCUCCACUCACCAGCUGCCAGAGCAGACAGGGUUUGGCGUGUCGUGUCCGCUCAGUCAGCGUUGGAGAACAGUGGCUGCAGCAGCACAGUGCCCCCUGCAGGAGGGUUCGCGGUGAAGCCAAGAAGUGUCGUAAAGUCUACGGUAUCGAACACAGGGAGCAGUGGUGCACAGCCUGUCGAUGGAAGAAGGCCUGCCAACGCUUCCUGGACUGAACUGGAUCCACACACCUGGAUCUAGACCUGGACCUGGACCUGGACUUGGACCUGGACCUCAGCUCCACCUGGUGGAUGUUUUUUUACUCUGUACAGACAUGUUUUUUUCACUCUCCUCUUCUUUCUACAUUUGAUAGAAGUAUUUUCCAUUCGUUGUAUUUUGUUGAUGCCGUCAUCUUAAUGAACCUGUUUCUGUUUAACCAACGGGGGCAGCUACGACCAUGUGACCUUUGACCACCCUGUGUCUGUUUAACCAAUGGGGGCAGCUACAAUCAUGUGACCUUUAAUGAACCUGCAUCUGUUUAACCAACGGGGGCAGCUACGAACAUGUGACCUUUGACCCUCUGAGUCAGGCUCUUUUUCAGCUUGUUCCAAAAACUACUGGUAACCAUGGCAACACUCCGGCUGGGGUUGGACCAUGAAGGGGUUUGACUCUCGAUGCUUCGUUCAUGUCACGUUGGCAGAACAGGAUGGCGACGGUUGCCAUAGCAACACAGAACUCAGCUGAGUUUAGGAGAGUGUGUAAAGCCCAGGGUGUAAAUAAAGUCCUGUUGAUUUGUUCUGUUACUCAGCGAGUCGUAAUAGAUGAUGUGAUCCAUCAGUAGGGAUGGGACAAGAACCUGGUCCAGGACCGGUCUGGAUCAGACCCCCAGUAGAAGGUCCACAUUGACAUCAGUCUCCACAUCCUGGGUCCAGACCUGGGGCUGAUGGUGGGUUUUCUCAGUCUUUCAUCUGUUUUGAUGGUUGUCUCUGAUAAUUGUCCAAGUGGAUGUUGUGGAACCUCAGCUCCUUCAUGAAUACAUGUGGGAGUUUCAGGCCCUCAGCUGGGUGUAGGAACUCACCAGCAGCCUCCUCCAUCAUGCUGCAGAUUCCAUAACCUGUGGUUGCAGUGGCUUGAACUUUUCAGAUGUAGAUGAACGUUUUCGGGGGUUUUGUUGCUACUCUGAACCCUGAUCUGGGCUUUAGAUCUGACUACAACAGUGGCGUUUCCGCGUGUUAUUUAGUUGAAACUCACCAACACCACGGUAACGAUAAUAAGUUUUAUGCUGCCUUCACGUGCAAGGGGAAUUAUGAUAAAUACUAGUUAUGAAGUGGAAAACGCCCCCUGGCGUCGUAUUUCCACUCAAGAACUGGGUAAAAUGAAGAUGAAAAUGACCUUUGACCUUUUCAACAUGGCACAGAGCGAUGAGCAAUUCACAGCCAAAGGUAAACAAACGGGGGUUUUAUUAAUCUUCUGCUGCUGUCAGCUGAUGAUUUGGCACAUAUAUACUUUGCACAAUUUGAGAAAAAAAAUUACAAAAAAAACCCCUAGUAGCAUUUCACUACGCCAACAAAAGCACUUGAACACAACGCACUUGUAAUUUUGAAUUGACUAGUGGAGAUAAUCAUCUUCCUGACAGCACCCGAAGGCAGCAGUAUUCUCCUGAAUGUUUGACGAUGCAUUUUUUUUUAUUUCUGUCUGAACGUGAUGUGACACAGCUUUAAACUUUAACCUUCACCUUCAGGUCACACGGUCCAAAGCGUCUUCAGGAACAGGUUCAUGUCAAAAAAGGGUGCAGUCAGAGGCUUGGAUGGACCAUCGGUGUUACAUGGUGCAUUCGGAGGCUUGUACGGACCACCGGUGUUACGUGGUGCUUUCAGAAGCUUGUACGGACUGCCGGUAUUACGUGGUGCGUUCAGAGGCUUGUACAGACCAUCUGUGUUCAGAUGCACUUCAGCUCCAUUUAUUAACUCGUUGUUGUCAAACGUUAACGGAACUAAACUCUCUGUUGAUGUGGUCGUCCGUCGGGUUCAGACGUCAUGUCUUUGGAAGCAGAAGCCGUUUCUCGUGUCUAUAGAACCUCCUGCAGGACGUCCAACAUAAGGCCCAUGGACCUGAACCAAAGGGUCCGAUCCAGCACAUGGACGAAUUUAUGACGGAAGAUAUGAGUCACUUUAGUUCAGGUUCCACAUUCAGACCAGUACGAUCUAAAGUGGGUCAGAACCAGAACAAUCAGAACAUAGGCUACGUUCAGACUGAAGGCAAAUCAAUCAAUCAAUCAAUCAAUCCAGUUUUAUUUAAAUAAGGCCAAAUCAAAACAAAAGUUACCUCAUGACACUUUACAUAUAGAACUGGAAUAAACCAGACUGUUAAACCAAUGUACAGAACCAACAGAAUCCAAUAGAACCUACAGAAUCCAAUAGAACCAACAGAAUCCAACAAAACCAACAGAACCAAUAGAACCAACAGAAUCCAACUAAAUGUUCUGUGUGUUUGUUGGAUUUGUACUAAAUGUUUGUUCUUGUUAUUGAUUAAUUCGAUCAUAUGUGCUGGCUUUUUUUUUUUCGUUUAUUUUUGUCAUAUUUUGUUCUUCCUAUUCUUUAUUUUGUUCAUAUUUCUUCAUUUUUUGUUAUUUUUUUCUGUUAAUGGUGCUCAUGUUUGUCAAAUUUCUCCAAAGUACUAAAUGUUUUGUUUAUUUGUAAAUCCUAAUUGCACUUAUUUUUCUGAAUACAUUUCAGUUCGUUCCUGUUUUUGACAUUUCUCAAGGAUAGUUUGUCAUUUUUAUCAUGUACUUUGACUGUUUUCACUGUAAAACACAGUCUGUAUUUGUCAUUAUUGUAGGUUCUUGUGCUGUUCUUGUCCUGGUUCUGGUCCACUUUAGAUCCUGUUGGUGUGAAUGUGGAACCUGGGGUCACACGACUUAGAUGUCCAGUCCAAGAUGUUUGACACUGAACUAUAGACAGUCUAUUUUUAUACAUUUCUGCUCCGUCUUCCUGAAGCCUCAGAGGCAGACUGUGGGCACUUUAGGCUUCAUUUAUGUUCCGUUUUUGUCCGGAACAUAAACUAAAAAUUCAACCAUGUACAUGUUGAUCGUUGUAAUCGUUCCAGUGUUUGUUUGUUUUUUAAGAUGCACUCUUUUAUACACGAGGUCAAACCUGAUGUUGAAAUAAACUCAUAUCAACUUUC
This is a messenger RNA of Sphaeramia orbicularis (orbiculate cardinalfish), 4357 nucleotides long. RefSeq names its product zinc finger protein 395a (gene znf395a). Gene Ontology annotation, biological process: regulation of transcription by RNA polymerase II. Gene Ontology annotation, molecular function: DNA-binding transcription factor activity; RNA polymerase II cis-regulatory region sequence-specific DNA binding. Gene Ontology annotation, cellular component: nucleus. Bases 142 to 1410 code for a protein of 422 amino acids. Lineage: Eukaryota; Metazoa; Chordata; Actinopteri; Kurtiformes; Apogonidae. The record is from RefSeq and is a predicted model, not a curated record. The transcript has 10 exons.